AUGAGUACAGAGAGCCAAGGGAGCAAGCAGAGAGGGGGCAGAGGAGGGGUAGAGAGAGGGAGCAGAGAGGCAGGGAGCGGCAGGAAAGCAGUGAGUUCGCAAAAUAGAGGAGAGGUGGGGGGACUGGCAGCAGGUGCGAAGCUUGGGGGAGUGGAAGAGGAGGAAGGGGGGGAAGGGGGAGAGGAGGGGACGAAUAGGGUGGCUGGAAGGGGGAGGGUGAGUGAGGGGGGAAGAGGGUCGGAACGAGAGAGGCAGUCAGAGGGGCUAAGUAAAGGUGUCGACACCAGCAGAGAUCUUAUGAGAGACAGGGUAAAGCGGGUGGGCACUAAAGGGAAGAAAAAGGCCGGGGCUAGAGGUUCGGGCGUGGCGGAUAUCUUCCCAGACGAAGCAGGUCCGGGAGAGGGAGGUUCGGCCCGAGCCGCACCUCGGGAGGUCCGGUUUGCGGAUUUUGGAGGCAUUGACGGGGUGGUGGAGCAGGUUCGGGAGCUGAUUCUGUACCCGCUGGCGCAUCCGGAGCUGUAUGCUUGGCUCGGCGUCGAGCCUCCAAGAGGGGUGUUGCUCCACGGACCUCCUGGGUGUGGCAAGACGAUGCUGGCCCAUGCGAUUGCACGGGAAGCAGGAGUGCCGUUCUUCAAGAUCGCUGCUCCUGAAAUCGUCUCUGGCAUGUCAGGAGUGUUGCUCCACGGACCUCCUGGGUGUGGCAAGACGAUGCUGGCCCAUGCCAUUGCACGUGAAGCUGGAGUGCCGUUCUUUAAGAUCGCUGCCCCAGAGAUUGUCUCGGGCAUGUCAGGUGAGUCCGAGGCCAAGCUACGGUCGCUCUUUGCCUCGGCUGAGAGGGCUGCCCCAGCGAUUCUGUUCAUUGAUGAAAUCGAUGCCAUCACCCCCAAGAGGGAGACGGCACAGCGGGAGAUGGAGAGGAGGAUUGUGGCUCAGCUGCUGACGUGUCUGGACGACCUCCAGUCAUCUCCUGACACGUCAGCAGGUGGGGAGGGUGGGGAGAAGGCAGGGGAUGAGAGAGAGGAGAAGGCAGGGGAUGAGAGAGAGAAGGAGCAGGAGGAGAGGGAGGGAGAGAGGAAGGAGAGGGAGAGGGAGAAGAGGAGGAAGUUGAAAGGGCAUGUGGUUGUGAUAGGAGCAACGAACCGUCCAGAUUCAUUGGAUCCUGCUUUGAGGCGGGCGGGCAGAUUUGAUCGCGAGAUCGCCCUCGGGAUCCCCGAUGAGUCAGCGCGGGCCCGGAUCCUGGAGGUACUUUCCAGGAAGCUGCGGCUGGAGGGGUCAUUUGAUUUCGGGGUUAUUGCGCGGCGUACCCCUGGGUUUGUCGGGGCGGAUCUGGCGGCUCUUGCGAAAGAAGCAGCGGCGAUUGCGGUGAGGAGGAUUUUUACGAACGUCUCAAGAAACGCAUGGUAUGGUAUGACUUCUGAGACGUCUCAAGAAAGAAGCGCAUGGUAUGGUAUGACUUUUGAGACGUCUCAAGAAAGAAACGCAUGGUAUGGUAUGACUUUUGAGACGUCUCAAGAAAGAAACGCAUGGUAUGGUAUGACUUUUGAGACGUCUCAAGAAAGAAACGCAUGGUAUGACGUCUCAAGAAACGCAUGGUAUGGUAUGACUUUUGAGACGUCUCAAGAAAGAAACGCAUGGUAUGGUAUGACUUUUGAGACGUCUCAAGAAAGAAACGCAUGGUAUGGUAUGACUUUUGAGACGUCUCAAGAAAGAAGCGCAUGGUAUGGUAUGACUUUUGAGACGUCUCAAGAAAGAAACGCAUGGUAUGGUAUGACUUUUGAGACGUCUCAAGAAAGAAACGCAUGGUAUGGUAUGACUUUUGAGACGUCUCAAGAAAGAAACGCAUGGUAUGGUAUGACUUUUGAGACGUCUCAAGAAAGAAACGCAUGGUAUGGUAUGACUUUUGAGACGUCUCAAGAAAGAAGCGCAUGGUAUGGUAUGACUUUUGAGACGUCUCAAGAAAGAAAUGCAUGGUAUGGUAUGACUUUUGAGAUGUCUCAAGAAAGAAACGCAUGGUAUGGUAUGACUUUUGAGACGUCUCAAGAAACGCAUGGUAUGACGUCUCAAGAAAGAAGCGCAUGGUAUGGUAUGACUUUUGAGACGUCUCAAGAAAGAAACGCAUGGUAUGGUAUGACUUUUGAGACGUCUCAAGAAAGAAACGCAUGGUAUGGUAUGACUUUUGAGACGUCUCAAGAAAGAAACGCAUGGUAUGGUAUGACUUUUGAGACGUCUCAAGAAAGAAACGCAUGGUAUGGUAUGACUUUUGAGACGUCUCAAGAAAGAAAUGCAUGGUAUGGUAUGACUUUUGAGAUGUCUCAAGAAAGAAACGCAUGGUAUGGUAUGACUUUUGAGACGUCUCAAGAAACGCAUGGUAUGAAUCGCACUCAUCAUUCUCUACCCCUCUCCACCACCAAACCCUCCCUUCCCCUCUUGCAGGCAGCAAUGGCCAAGGUAGAGCCGAGCGCCAAGAGUGAGGGAUUCACCACCAUCCCUGGCGUCACCUGGGACAACGUGGGGGCUCUGGGGGAUGACGCAGACCUCUUUUAUUCCCUCUCACCACUCUCUGCCACUCUCUGCCGCUCUGUACCCCUCUCUACCAUGCAGGCAGCAGUGUCCCAGGCUGCAGUGGCGAAGGUGCAACCGAGUGCCAAGAGGGAGGGCUUCACCACCAUACCUGGAGUCACCUGGGACGACGUGGGGGCUCUGGCAGACGUGAGGGAGGAGCUUGAGUUCUCAAUCUCCCGGCCGAUCAAAUACCCAGAGGAGUAUGAGGCCAUGGGGCUCCGGGCAGCAACAGGCAUUCUCCUCUACGGCCCUCCCGGGUGUGGCAAGACUUUGGUGGCCAAGGCCAUUGCCAACGAUGCUGGGGCGAAUUUCAUAUCCAUCAAGGGCCCAGAGCUGCUGAACAAGUACGUGGGGGAGAGCGAGCGGUCAGUGCGGCAGCUGUUUGUGCGGGCAAGAGCAUCAUCGCCCUGUGUGCUUUUCUUUGACGAGAUGGAUGCAAUGGCUCCCAGGAGAGGGUCGGAUGGCAAUGGGGCAGCAGAGAGAGUGGUCAACCAGCUUCUAACGGAGAUGGAUGGGCUUGAGUCUCGCAAGAGUGUCUACAUCAUCGCUGCCACCAACAGGCCUGACAUGAUCGACCCGGCACUCCUCCGUCCCGGUCGCCUCGACAAGCUUCUUUUCAUCCCGCUGCCUGACGCGCCCCGCACUCAUCUUAAUGACUCCUACUCUCCUCUCUACCCAUCCUCUCUCCUCCUUCAGGUGACUUUUGAGUCGACUCAAAAGCCACUUAGCUGCACUCAUCGUAAUGACUCCUACUCUCCUCUCUACCCAUCCUCUCUCCUCGUUCAGGUGACUUUUGAGUCGACUCAAAAGUCACUUAGCUGCACUCAUCUUAAUGACUCCUACUCUCCUCUCCGCCCAUCCUCUCUCCUCCUUCAGGUGCGAGAGGCGUGUGUGACAGCACUGCGGGAGCGCAUGUCCAAUCGGCGCACAGAUGAGGAAUCAGCUCAGCUUCUCCUUGCUGCUUCUGCUCCUGCGACUGCCGCCGCCGCUGCUGCUGCUGCUGCUGCUGCUGCUGCUGCUGCCGCUGCUUCUGCUCCUCCUCUUGCUACGUCGACUGCUGCCGCUCCUGUCGCCCCUGCUGCCUCGUUGGACAAGGGACUGCAGCCUCGGCACGGACCUGUAGUGGAGGCUCGGCAUUUCAAGAAGGCACUGACCCGAAUCGUGCCUUCUGUUUCUCCUCAGGUGGGCUUGUGGGCUUGUGGCUUUUUAGGCGUGUUCGCUUGA
Closterium sp. Yama58-4 is the source of this 3786-nucleotide messenger RNA. The record is from the annotation of a GenBank genome assembly. Lineage: Eukaryota; Viridiplantae; Streptophyta; Zygnematophyceae; Desmidiales; Closteriaceae.